AUGGAGUCAGCCCAGAUAAUCAAACAAAAAGCCCAAAAGCAACCGUACCAACUCCCACCGCAGCCUGAGGAGACCACAAGCAGUGAAAAUUCCAAUUUCUUGUUCGCCAACUCGGAAGGCAACAUCCUAGUUGAACGUUUCAAUGGAGUUCCUGCUGAGGAAAGGCUGCAUUGGCGAUCUUUCCUGGUCAAACUUGGGGCAGAUAAUCUUAGGGGCGUGAAGAAUGAAGAGCUCCUUGUUGCUUGCCACAAGUCAGUUUACAUUGUUUACACUGUGCUUGGGGAUGUCAGCAUCUAUGUCGUGGGCAAAGAUGAGUAUGAUGAACUAGCCUUGUCGGAGGUGAUCUUUGUUAUAACAUCAGCUGUGAAGGAUGUAUGCGGAAAGCCGCCAACUGAGCGCCUUUUCCUGGAUAAGUACGGAAGAAUUUGCUUGUGUCUGGAUGAAAUUGUUUGGAAGGGAUUGCUGGAAAAUACAGAAAAGGAUAGAAUCAAGAGAUUGAUAAGGUUAAAGCCUCCAACUGAUUUCUGAAUCAAGCUUCCUACUGAAUGUUGAACCGAAGGCAACGUUGAAUUCAUCCCCGGUGUAUUUUCAGGCUUUGUGAUAGACAUUAUGUUUUCAAACCUCGCUUGGAUAAGAUAAUAUGAGAAUAGGUAAUAUUUUUCUACUCCAUGAGAAUAUAUUUUCUAUACUCUAUAAGAUUAUUCUUGAAAAUACCUUGUAAUAUUUAUACUGUCUUCCCAAAACAAUGUGUAGUGAGUGUGUCGCCGUGGUAAAUUUUUUGCCGGAGAAGACACGGUGGUUCAUUAGGA
Molecule: messenger RNA, 809 nt
Organism: Malus domestica (apple)
Lineage: Eukaryota; Viridiplantae; Streptophyta; Magnoliopsida; Rosales; Rosaceae
Source: RefSeq, a predicted model, not a curated record